Molecule: messenger RNA, 6683 nt
Organism: Durio zibethinus
Lineage: Eukaryota; Viridiplantae; Streptophyta; Magnoliopsida; Malvales; Malvaceae
Source: RefSeq, a predicted model, not a curated record
AAUUUCCUGGUGCUAAAUAUAAUCACUCUAUGCUCUAACUUCCGCUCUUCAAACUACUCUUCAUCCCUGAACCAAUUCCAUCUAAUCUUUCACUUGAGUUCAAGAAGCACUCUUCUUCAUUCUUCUAUUUGCAUUUACUUCCUUUGAUCUUUUCCGAAUUUCCUUAUCAAAGCAAAAAAAAAAAAAAAUGGCUGAGGCUUUGGUGGGUGGAGCCUUUCUCUCUGCUUCCCUCCAAGUUAUUUUCGACAGGAUGGCUUCCCGUGAGGUUUUGGACUUCAUUAGAGGAAAGAAACUUGAAAAUGGCCUUCUUAAGAAACUGAAGCCAACGCUCAUGUCUGUUAAUGCAGUGCUGGAUGAUGCUGAAAAUAAGCAGAUUACCAACCCGACUGUCAGAAGCUGGAUUGAUGAGCUCAAAAAUGCUGUGUAUGAUGCGGAGGACCUACUCGAUGAGAUCGAUGCUAAAGCUCUUCGAAACAGGAUGGAUCAAACUAGUACUGUAAAGCAAGUAAGAGGCUUUUUCUCUUCUCUGAAUCAUUUCGAAGAGCCGAUGGAGUCAAGGCUGGAUGAGAUCCUUGGGAGACUAGAAUCUCUAUUCAACCAAAAAGACACCCUCGGUUUGAAAGAAUCUAGAGGAGAAAAGGCAUUUCUAAGACCCCCUGCAACUUCUUUGGUGGAUGAAUCCGGUGUUUAUGGCAGAGAUGAUGAAAAAGAAGCAAUACUGAAAUUGCUGGACCCCGAAUAUGCAAGUGAAAAUCAGAUGGAUUGGAUACCUAUUGUAGGUAUGGGCGGGAUUGGUAAAACCACCCUUGCACAAUUGAUCUACAAUGACGAGCGAGUGAAGGAAUGGUUUCCCCUCAGAGCAUGGGUGUGUGUUUCGGAGGAAUUUGAUGCUUUCAGGGUAACCAAAACUAUUCUUGAAGAGAUCAAUUGUAGCUGUGAUGGUAGUCAGAACUUAAAUCAGCUUCAACUUCAACUAAAGGAGAAGCUAUCUGGAAAGAAGUUCUUAUUUGUUUUAGACGAUGUUUGGCACAAGAGAUAUGUUGACUGGGAAGAAUUGAAAAGACCUUUUACUUCUGGGGCAAAAAAUAGCAAGAUUAUUGUAACAACACGUGACGAAAACGUUGCAUCAAUCUUGAGGAACGUUCGGACUUAUCAUCUUAAUUUCUUAUCUAAUGGUGAUUGUUGGCGACUGUUCGAAAAGCAUGCAUUUAUCAAUACAAGCCCAAGCAUGCAUCCGAAUUUGAAGGUAAUCGGUGAAGCAAUUGUCGAGAGAUGCAAAGGUCUUCCUUUAGCUGCAAAAGCACUCGGAGGUCUCCUGCGUUGUAAACUAGAUGCUGAUGAAUGGGAUAAAAUACUACGCAGCAAUUUGUGGGACCUACCAGAUGACGCAGGUACUAUUCUUCCGGCAUUAAGAUUGAGUUAUUAUUAUCUUCCUUCCCAUUUGAAGCGUUGCUUUGCAUACUGUUCAAUUUUUCCUAAAGAUUAUGAAUUCAAAAAGGAGGAACUCAUUCGAUUAUGGAUGGCUGAAGGUCUUUUACAAUUUUCCAGAGUAAAUGGCAAUGCGGAAGAACGAGGUAAUGAGUACUUCAAAGACUUAAUGUUGAGGUCAUUUUUUCAACAAUUAAGUGGGGAUAAAUCUUGCUUUGUCAUGCAUGAUCUAAUUAGUGACUUGGCAAAAUCUGUAGCUGGAGAAUUUUCUUGCAUAUUGGAUAUUAGCGGUGAUUCUAGUGAAAUAACUAGAAACACUCGUCAUUUGUCCUAUGUCCAAAAAAAAUAUGAUGUGCUUAAGAAAUUUGAGACGUUAUCCAAAGCAAAAGGUUUACGAACAUUCUUAACUUUAGAGUCAUCUUCAUGGCUUUGUUAUGUUACUGGCCACAUAAUGCAUGAUUUGAUAGUAAAAUUUAGAUACUUACGAGUAUUUUCUUUGGCUAAAUGUAAUAAUAUCAAUGAGUUGCCAGAAGAAAUUGAUAAUCUGAAGCUUUUACGAUAUUUGGAUCUCUCGAAAACUUCAGUUAAAAGGUUGCCCAACUCUUUGAGUACGUUGUACUAUUUGCAAACAUUACUAUUGUUUGGAUGUUUCUGCCUUGUUGAGUUGCCCAAAGACAUGAGAAGAUUGAUCAACUUGCACCAUCUCAAUAUUCGGGAAACAAAGUUAGUAAUGAUGCCACAAGGAAUGGGCAAAUUGAAAGAGCUUCGGACAUUAACAGAUUUUGUUUUAGGCAAUGGUUCAAGCGUUAACGAGUUGGGAAAGCUGGAGCAUUUAUGUGGAAGACUUGCUAUUUCAGGUUUGCAAAAUGUUGUCAGUGCAAGGGAUGCCAAAGAUGCCAAUUUGAAGAAUAAGAUGAACCUUAAGGAGUUGGAGUUGAUAUGGACUAGGGUUGAUCUUAUUGAUUAUGAUUCAAAGCAUGAUAGAGAAGUACUUGAACAACUGGAGCCUCAUACAAACUUGGAGCAUCUUGUCAUUAGGUUUUAUAGAGGUACAAGAUUUCCAGAAUGGGUGGGGCGUUCUUCAUUCUCAAAUGUAGUAUCUGUGGAGUUACGUGAUUGCAAAUAUUGCUUCUCCUUGCCACCGCUUGGGCAACUAUCAGCUUUGAAAUCUCUCUCAAUUAAAGGGUUUGCUAGAGUAGAAACAGUGGGUGAUGAGUUCUAUGGGAAUGGUCAUGCUUCCACUAAACCAUUUGGAUCUCUUGAAAUUCUAAGAUUUGAGGAUAUGCCAGAGUGGGAAGAAUGGUUUUGUUCGAGAGAUCAUGAAGCUUUCAAUGUUCUACAAGAGCUAAGCAUAAGAAAAUGUCCCAAGCUAACCAAGUCUCUGCCCAGGCACCUCUCUUUAUUAAGGAAGCUUGAGAUUAGAAAUUGUGAGAAGCUUGGAGGCAUGCUUCCAAGGGCACCAAGCAUUUGCCAACUUGAUGUAGAGAGAUGUGAUGGAUUGCAAUUGGACCCAUUGCCUUGUGGGCUUCGAAGGCUGGCAAUUUUCAAUUCGCAUAUGAAUGAUUCCAUAUUGGAGACGAUGAUGCAACACUGCACUUGUCUUGAAGAGUUAAUGAUGCAGGAUUGUUCUAAUAUCAGUUCCCUUCCUGAAGGUAGUCUGCCUAACACGCUAAAGACAUUGAGCAUCGAAAGUUGUCCUGUCUGGGAUUAUUCCAAAAUCCUCUUGUUUAAAUUUCUCGAAUCCUUGUGCAUUGAAGGCGGGUGUCAUCCACUGGAAUCCUUCCCAUUAGGAUCAUUCCCUAUGCUAGGUAGUGUUGAUAUUAAAUAUUGUGAAAACUUGAAGUGGAUUGGUGCAUUAGACGGGCCUCAUCACCAGCAUCUCGCAUGUCUCAAUUCUUUGAAGAUCUUUUUUUGCCCUAAUUUGAUAUCUUUUCAAAUUGAAGAGGGAUUAUCUGCCACCAAUUUAACAGCACUUACGCUUGCUGGUUGCAGGAAUUUAAAGUCAUUGCCAGAGCAUAUGCACUCCCUCUUCCCAUCCCUUGCGUUUUUGAGUGUAUUAUUUUGUCCAGAAAUAGAGUCAUUUCCAAGAGAUGGUUUGCCCUCUAAAUUAGAAACGAUUGAUAUGGCAAAAAGUGAUAGGCUGUUUGCAGGCAUGAUGAGGAGGGAAUGGAGUUUGCGAGCACUCCCUUCACUUACAACCUUCGAAAUCAGAGAUGCCAGACAGAUUGAGUGUUUUCCAGAUGAACAUCUGCUGCCCUCUUCUCUUACUCAUCUUGGGAUAGUGAAUCUUCCAAAUCUUAAGCUUUUGAAUGGCAAGGGCUUUCAACACCUCACCUCUCUCCGCGAAUUGUGGAUCGACGUAUGUCCGACACUCCAAUCCAUCGGGCCAAAUAAGCUCCCUGACUCUCUUUCUUGUCUAGUCAUUUGGGGGUGUCGUUUGCUGGGAAAACGUUGCAAAAAGAAGACAGGUGCAGAUUGGCCCAACAUUUCCCACAUUCCUAUCAUUAAAAUUGAGGAUGAAGUCAUUCUAUAGCUUCACUCAGAUACUUCAUCUAGUAUAUUCUUCUAUUGGUCUUCCACUAAAUGACCUACAAGGCUACAACAAAUCAAAUGUGAGUGAGGUUAGAAGACAAAGAAGAACUUGGUUUCAGAUAGAGAUUCUACACCGAGAGUGAAGAUGAACAAGAUGAGGAGAAAGUAUUUAACAGACAUGAAGGAGAAGAUCAUGGAAAUGUAUCUGAUGCUUUUGAUUCUUCUGCUCAGAACUGGCAGCAGAACAACCCCACUUCCUACUACACUUCAUGGCCUCAAAGUUACAGAAUUACCAGCAUGAAAGUUUUCAAUACAUCAAUGGCUUGGCAUCCAGCUCAGUGUAUUUUGUUUCAAAUUUGGAUUUCCUAGAGCUGCAAUGAAGAUGUGCUCAAAUUUCAACUCAAUAGAGAAAAAGGAUUUCAAUUCUUCUCUUGUACAGUUAUGAAAUCAGAGGCUCCAUAUUCUUUAGUUCAUGUCAGGAGCACUGUCUUCCUUAACAUAAUGAUUCAUUCAGUAUUUCAGUUCAAGGACUACUCAAACAACUUAGACAGCUGUUGAAAGAGUCCUACAGUUGAAGGUCUUACUGAGUAGUAACUGUGGAUCCUAACUUCCAUCGGAACAGGUUUAUCUGAAGACAAUGAAGAAUGUGGGGUCAUCCUCUCAUCUUGAAGAACUAUACUUAAAUAAGCUAAUUGAGGUCUUGUCCUUUCAAUGAGACUUGAGAAUAAUGAUUGGGGACAGUUUGUGGGUUAAUUUCCAGUUGCAGCAAUCUAUGAAUUUGAGUUGGUUGAAUUUGAUUCGCUGCCUCUUGAGGGAUUGUUUUGUCUGCACAAGGUGUAAAGUAGCAUUUUCCAUUUUUCCCUACUUAAUGUGGCUUUGGUUUAUUUGCAUCUUCUGGAACUUCUUUUACGUAGCAUGUAUUUGGUAUAUUGCAUAUACUGACCAUCGAUGUCACUUAUCUCUUGAUCUUUUACCAGGUUUUUUAUUCUUAUGUUCUUGCCAGAUUUGAGGCUUUUUGCAACCAUCUUGUUAGCGACUGUGAUUCACAAGCAUGGCUUCAACCUCAAUUUCUUAUAAUCUUUCUGAAGACUUGCUAGCCUGUUCUGUUCACAUUCAUCAUUUUAUUGUAAACUAAAAGGUUGAAGAAAGAGAAGCCGUAGUUUCAAAUAUGAGGUAAAACAGGUUCCGAUGGAGAAGAAGGUGCAAUAGGCAUCCAUUCUUUGAAGUAAGAAAGGCAAAGAUUGGCGUCAAGUACUUGCAUGACAAGCAUCAAUUCUUGUCAAAAUGGAGAAAAAUGUCAGUUUGUCCUGUUUCUUCACUUUACUAUGACGCCUUUUGUUUUUAAGGAAGCAACAAUGUGUUCUCAACUCUUAGGUCAGUGAAAAUUUUAAGCUAUUCACUUCUCUUGAAUGUUGCUUUUUGGUGGUCAUUUCAUAUCGCAGAAAGGGAUUUUAACGUUGCUUUGUUUCCAGCAAAUUAAGAAAAUUUUCUUUUCUUGUGGGUUCUAGAGGAGAGUGGAAAGAAUUUCACCCAGUUCUUCACAUACUCUUUUCGAAAAUCAACAGCCCUGUGAUGAAAUGAAAUAGACUCGGACAGUUCAUUUUUCCUUCUGCUUACAAGUUUUCAUUGAGGUUAUAUUGCUUGGUCAUUUCCAUUAUUUCACUAUCAAUGGUGACUGAAUUGCUUAGUUCUUUUUAAUACUGUUUUUAUAAGCAUUUUUUUAAUACUAUUUCUAUUGUCGUUUCAGAGCUUUUCAAGUUAUUGAGAUGUAUUAUUGAUCUUUGGACUUUGUAGAUCUUAGCUUCUGACAAAACUUGACAAAGGCAGGGUAACUUUGUGCUUUUUGUGGGUUUAUAAAGAUAUGCUCUUUGUUGUAUCUAAAGGAUAUCCUAUCUGGUAUACUCUUCUUUGGCUCUUCCACUAAAAGACCUAUAACAAAUCAAAUGCAGGUCACUUCUGCUUUCUGCAAUACAAAGUAUGGAGGUGCAAACUAGUGAAUAGUGAUCUUCAAUUGUUCUUCAUUACAUUCUAGGCUUCUGGUUGCUAUUUGAGAUUAUGCUCCAUGAAAAUUUCAAGCGGUCUACUAUUGUCGUCAGCAAGAGGAUGAAUGUCUUUGUAGCAAGUUCAUCUUAAAUUUUGAAUUGUCAAAGCAGCAUAGAGGAUGAUCUUACAUUGUUCAUACUCUUCAUAUCAGUUAAUGGUUGAAACACCAAUUUCAGUUUUUCGGAACUAUCAGAGAUCAAAAACAGACCCCAUUCCAAAGACCAUGCCAGGCAAGCCUUUUUCAAAUAUAAAGAGUGCUCUACCCGUUCAACAAAUGGGAGGGAGAGGAAGGUGUGGAAAAAGUCCUUUCCAAACGCAUUGUGCAUGCAGAAUUGAAACUGAACUGCUUGUGAUUGAAGUCGGAUGUCAAUUUUCUUCUGAACUUCAUACAAUUUCAUUUCUUUUGUUUGGAUAAUUGCAACAACUUCAUUUUUCUUUCCCUUUUUAAUUGUUAAUUUCUUGUUAACUUUUGGCUAAAUCGUCUGCCAAAGUACUUGACAUAGUUGGAGCUUUUAGGAACAAAUGAUACUAUCUGAUAUAUUAUCAUUUUUUUCAUCCAGAUGGACUUUCUGGGCUUUUUCCCAAAGUGAUUAAAGCUAUCGAUGGAGCAUGAUUUAAGUUGUUGGUCCUUUGAAUUUUGGGCAUCCUGUAACAAUUUCUCUUGAUUUGUGCAUGCAUUA